AUGAUUCAACCAACCAAUUGCAAUGACACACCCCUGAAUAGUCUCUUAUUUAAAUUCUGGGGACGAAGCGUUUCCAGGACCGGUCUCCAACAGUUGGAAAAAGCCUUUGUACAUAUAAUAACAACUGGCAAAAAACGUGGUUUGAGUGGGAAGAAAUUGUCAAAGGAGAACGCACAAGAGUCGAAUUGCAAUGUAUUGAUACAUGAUUUGGAAACUUUGGCCAUAAGUUCAGAGAGGGAUGGCAUUCUGACAAAAGUUUCCCUUGGAAUGGUUCAAAUUCUAGAUCAAAUUCAACCUGAUAUCUUGAUAUACGUUCGGGAGCUAGAGAUUGAUGCAAUUCGCGGGAUCAAAGCUGCCAUGAUGGCGCCCCAAAGAGACGGUGGUGUUACUGAAAUUGUCAUACCUUUGAAAGAAGUGGAAUACUUGAUGUGGUUAGCGGAUUUGCCGAUUGAGGCGCUUAAACAUUGGAAUACGCCGAAAAUCCAAUUGCAAGUUAUCACACAGGAUCGACCGGAUUCUUUGGCACGUCUUAUUAGAUCGCUUAAUUCAUCAUACUAUUUUGGUGAUAGCACGCCCCUGACGAUCAACAUGGAUCGGAAAGCAGACCCCGUCACAAUUGAGUAUUGUAAAACGCUUAGAUGGAAUAAUGGCCGAAAGAAUGUUCGUCAUCGCAUAGUUCAGGGUGGAUUAAUGGCGGCUGUUGUCGAAUCUUAUUAUCCGGUUGAUGAUAACGACUAUGCAAUACUGCUUGAAGACGACGUGGAACUUUCACCGUUCUACUAUAGUUGGACAAAGUAUAGCAUCUUGAAAUAUAGAUACGGAACUAAUCGCACUCUGGUCGGAAGAAUGUACGGUGUCAGUCUUUAUAGCACUAGGGUUAGCGAGUUGCAUUUAACCGGACGACAACCGUUCAAUCCCUCAUCAUCCUUUGAGGGUACAAACUAUCCUUCAUAUUCACCAUAUCUCGGUCAAGUUCCUUGUAGUUGGGGUGCCGCAUUCUUUCCUGAAGUUUGGAGAGAAUUCCACCGUUAUUUUAUCGCGAGAUUAGAAGAUUGGAAUGGUCUAAGGGUGCAAAACAUUACAGUUCCAGAGAGUCGCUCAAACAAAUGGAGUAAUUCCUGGAAACGAUUUUUCAUAGAGCUCGUCUAUCUUCGUGGCUAUGUGAUGCUCUAUCCAAAUUACGAAAAAUUUCAAAGUCUCUCCACUAAUCAUGCUGAAGUAGGAGCUCAUAUUCAUUUUAGCAACAAAAAAUCUCACGUCAAUGAUAUUUUUCAUGUACCUUUGAUGAAAAAAAAUGAUUUGUUGCGAGGGUUACCCGGCGGUAAACUACCGGAAUAUAGUGACCUGCCGACAAUGGAUUUGUUAGGAAACUUGGUUCCCGGAGGGGAGCUUGUUCAAAGAGGACGUUCUUUGCACCACGAGAUUUCACAAUGUCCACCUGGUGAAUAUGACGAGCCCAUCUAUGACCCUCAAGAUCUAUUAUGCAUAGACGAGGAGGCAAGGCAGGCAGCUAUGAACUCGCGAUUACGAAAGGAAGUCAAGAAGUCUCGGUUAACGGCGGCGGUGCAGCUGCUUGUCAAAAGCCGCGGUAACGUUACAGAUGAUCAACUAUUGGAAUUGUUGAAUAAUACUUUGAGAAUUUACCACGGUGAUGAAAAUUUGCCGCGAUGA
Acaulospora morrowiae is the source of this 1671-nucleotide messenger RNA. Lineage: Eukaryota; Fungi; Glomeromycota; Glomeromycetes; Diversisporales; Acaulosporaceae. The record is from the annotation of a GenBank genome assembly.